AUGGAGAGCUCUUCCAAACGAUCAAAGAUUUCAAAAUUUGGGCAAUACUCAACAUCUUCUAACACAAAUGCAGCCAAUGAUUGUGAAGAAUAUGACCCAACAACACCAAUGUCUCGUCCAAUAGGUCAAAAAGCAGCGAAGAGAAAAAGUAAAGGAAAGGUUGGCGAAAUAUCUUCCAACAAAGAGGAGUUGGAGAACAUUACAAAAGCAAUGUUAGAAAGAAGUGCUGCAGUAAAGAAAUUGGCUGAAGUGAAGGAAGCAGCUAACUUUAGUGCAAUGUAUGAAAUUCUCAUGAAGGACACAUCUGUAAUGACUGAGAAGCAGCUCAAAGAUCAUGAAUUGGCUUGUAAUUUUAUUAGGCGCAAAUUAAGAGAUUAA
Molecule: messenger RNA, 378 nt
Organism: Cajanus cajan (pigeon pea)
Lineage: Eukaryota; Viridiplantae; Streptophyta; Magnoliopsida; Fabales; Fabaceae
Source: RefSeq, a predicted model, not a curated record